Labeo rohita (rohu) is the source of this 3057-nucleotide messenger RNA. RefSeq lists its product as uncharacterized. The transcript is spliced from 11 exons. The record is from RefSeq and is a predicted model, not a curated record. Bases 459 to 2009 code for a protein of 516 amino acids. NCBI's taxonomy places the organism in Eukaryota, Metazoa, Chordata, Actinopteri, Cypriniformes, Cyprinidae.
UGAGACAAGAGAGAUGAGAAACACUUCUCACACUACAGCAGACAUGCUAAUGCUAUCAGACAAACACAGCAAUAGCUUUAAUAAAGGAGAUGAGUGCAGCUGGAGAGAGAGAUGAGGAGCCACAAGACUGCUGAGAAACACACUAAUGCUAAUUAUAACGAGUACGCUAAUGCACAAAGAAAAACAGCUACUACAGAAGAGAGGGGGUGCAGCUGGAGAGAGAUGAGGAGACGAACAGAUUGUGGGAAACACAACCUUCUCACACAACAACAAACAUGUUAAUGCUAAUGCUAACAGACAAAGAGUAACAGUUACUACAGAGGAGAGGAGUGAAGCUGGAGAGAGAGAGAUUAGGAGCUGCCAGACAGACAAAGAGUAACAGCUACUUAUAGAGGGGAGGAGUGAAUCUGGAAAGAGAGAGAGAGAAAGAGAGAGGAGCUGCCAGACUGAUUCGAAACAUGCUGCUGAUCAGAGUUAGAUAUCAGGACUCCAGGAAAUUUAUCAGACUUCAGGAUGGAUUCACUUUUGCAGACUUUGUUAAUGAAGUCCACAGUAGGUUUGGCCUACCACCUGAGACAAAUCUACAAAUUUAUGACGACACUGAAACUGAGAUAGACGAGGACAUUUUACAAGAUGUGCUCAUUGAGAGACCGGAUACGUCACUCAUUAUUGUUAGAAGAGAGAAUGAAGAAAUGCUAUCGGAUGCAACAAGCAGCUCUUGGACUGACAUUUUGUCACUUAGUCAUUCAUCAUGCGAACUUGACCAAAUGCCAGAACGCCCUUACAAGAAAUCUAAGACAGAUGAUGCAGCAGCUGAGGCAAAAGAGAUGGUUCGUAGUGCUCUAAAGCAGACAAGUGGAGGAGAUGCUGUCCUUGCUGAAUACAGUUCCAAAAAUACACUUUCAAGUGAAAUGAGACGAGUCCUAGUCAACAUUUUGGUUGGACAUAUGGUGGAAAUACAUGGGAGAAUUCCCACAAGGAACCAGAAGGAGAUGUAUGCUCUAGGUGUUGUGACUCUUUUCCCAUCACUAAAGGAUCCGUUUUCCAAAAAAGGCUAUGAACAUUUUUAUGAUGCAGACAGUGGGACUGGAUACAUUGCAUGGCGACUGAAGACUGUUCAGAGGAACGCCAAGAAGCGAAAUAAGCCUAGCAUCUCCAAAAGAAGUGAGACUGGCUUGAGUGGACCUUCUUGGAACAGAUGUUCCAGCUCUGAGCAGCAGGAUGAGGAUACUUUAAGAGAGGCAAUUGCCUUUCUUACUCAUUCCACAGAUGAAGCACAGAUCUUACUCAAAAUGAGGGAGACUUUUUACUAUAGGCAUAGGCUUGUUCAUGACCCAAACAAGACGGCAGAUAUUCUGAAGACCUUUCCUACAUUUCUAAACACUAAAGGACUUUUGAAUCAAGACUUCUCACUACUCUUCAGUCCUGAAACAUCGUCCAAGUUGCUUGAAAUGUGGGAUACCACUUUCAAGGCAAAAAUCAUUGAAGAAGCCAUAGGCUUGACUUCAACUGCUGUUGUGCGCUCACUUCUUCUGUCAGCAAACAACCAGAGAGACAGUGAACAUUGUUCUGACUGGGACAGUGACAUGGCAACAUUGCUUUUGCUGCUCCAUCUACUACCACCGACACCUGGAAAGAAGGUCUCAAAAAUUAGUGCAUCAGAUGCCAUAAACAGGCUUGUGGUGUAUCAGAAGUCUCGUUCCUGCCUUGAGCAACAUUUUCAGAAACGAGAAGGAAGACAGCCAUACCUCCUUGCUGUUGGCAGGAACCGCGAUCAGAUUGAGCACUUCUACAUAGCUCUAGAUAAGAAUCUCAUCCCCUGUCAGUCGGAUACUUCCCUCAGUGCAUUCGAUGAGCUAUUUAAAGCACACUUUGUUUUUAAUUUAGCGUAUGAUGAGGCGCUCCUUCAUUUUUACACUUUCAUUCAGACAACAAUCUACAUGAUUGAUGUAGGGAACACCAAGGAGUCACCAAGAGUUAAGGAACUGAGAGCAAAAUUACUGAAUUAGCCAUAUAUGUUUUAAAUGAAAAUCAUCUUUCGUGAUUGAGUAGCAACAGUUUGUGUCUGAAUUUUAUUCAAACUUUCUGUCUUUUUUAAGAAUACCCCAUUAUGUUUUGGUGAUGUGGUGCCACAAGACAAUAGAAACUGGAAUUUGUUGCAAAUAAUCAACAUUGUCUUUUCUCCAGGAGUUCCUGUUGGCAUGAGUGUAUAAACAUCUAAUCAAAAAGCACCACCAGCUUUUCUAAAUUUUGUACACCAAUCAAGAUACCUCAACAGCAUUUCAUGGUCCAAAACACAAACUUUUCAAAAAUUCUCUUGCCAAGAAACAUCUAAUGUACACUGCAUGUCAGUGGGGCUCAUUAACAUUUCACCACAAAGAGUAUGGGCCAAUGUAGUCAAUUUUGAAUACCAAGAUGGUGGUAAAGAAUUGUUGUGAUCACUUAAAAUUCCUGUGUAUAGAAAUAUAUGUUCCAAUAAUGAGGUUAGAAUUGUUUCCAUUGAAUACAAAGUUGUAAUGAUUAAAAGAAAGAAAUUCCUGUAUUGUCCAAAAUUGAUUGAUAAUUAUAUAAUUUAAUAUUUGUAGGCAUUCAGCCUAUGACUGAUUUCAGUGAACACCACCAUGCCUUUAUAGUAUGCAAUGGUGAGGACCAAUAAAAAUUAUCCCUUGCUUUACUCACCCUUCCUUCAGACAAAUACGUUAGGAGUUUAUUUAUAUAUACAGGGUCGUAAAAAUUCUGUCAUAAUCUAUUAUUACUGGUCAUAUUAAUUAUUAAUGUUUUAAUAAUAAUAACACAUUUAAUUGCUUUUAUUUUUGUUUACAUUUUCACUUUUAAUCAUGAACCUACAGGACAUACAUGUUGAGGAGAACAACCUAACUGAGACAUUUUCAUCAGUUAUUUUCAUGUUCAACACCACACAAACAGGGACAACGAAGGACACUGAAAUAUUUUUUGAUUUUAAUAGAUCCUCAUUUUUAUGAAACAAUAUAAAUUGUUAAAUAUCAGUCGAUCUUUUGGUCUAUGCGGUUUUGAGUUGAUGCAUAAACAGUACAUAGU